This is a messenger RNA of Rubroshorea leprosula, 767 nucleotides long. The record is from the annotation of a GenBank genome assembly. NCBI's taxonomy places the organism in Eukaryota, Viridiplantae, Streptophyta, Magnoliopsida, Malvales, Dipterocarpaceae.
GUCUUGUCCAAAGUCUCCCUUUCUUUGCACUCAAAGAACAAACGGCCUGGAGACUUAAAAAACACAAACCAAAUCCCAUUAGUUUUCAGUACUCAAAAGCCUCACAUUAAUUAGACUAAGUUCAGGAGAUUUCUGUUCUGUUUAAACCAAACAAAAGAAUGUCGACGGCAGCUCAAAUCCAACAGCCUCAAAUCCAACAGCCACAAACACAGCAGCCAGUGGUUGUUUACCCAAACCCCGUGAUGGGGCAGCAGCCCCGGCCUUCGUCUCACUCAAACGGCUCUUUUGGGCCUGUGUUUAUAGUGUUGGCCGUGAUAAUCGCUAUAUCCGCCAUAUCAUGCUUUCUUGGGCGACUCUGCAACCGGCGUUUCAGCAAACAAAAACCCCACAAACAAAGCCAUCAUGGUCAGAACCACGCGGACAGAACCAUAAUGGGUUCCGUAACAAAGAAAGAGAUAUUGAACCAUAAUGGGUUCCGUAGCAAAGAAAGAGAUAUUGAAUUUGGCUUCGACGCGAGGAUGCCACCAGCUGCCAAACCAGGAGGCAAUGGAGAUCUCAGAGGGCCCGGAAUGCCUGAACGUGGAGAUUUCAGGUGUGAAACCAGGCCUGUUGAUCAUGGAGGAGUGCUCUAAGGGCAGAAAACAAGGAGGUUAUUGCUAGUCUUGAUUUGUUUUGUUUUGUUUUUUUUUUUUUCUUCUCUCUUUUCCUGCUAUAGAUUUUUCAAUUUUCUGAUUUCCAAUAUGUAAUUAUAAAUAAUAUUCUGAUGU